AUGGCUGCUGCUGUGAGCUUUUCCCGCCGAAUACACAUACUCAUGCUUCUGUACUACUAUUCCAUAUGGUCUCUGCACCCGCCUCGUGCUACCUCGCAUUCUUUCAGCUUCAACUUCUCCCAGCCCGGUGGCUAUGACGCCCAAGAUUUCAGUUUCGAGGGCGAUGCAUACUACGACUCCCAGUCUCGGAGGAUCGAGCUGACAAAAGGCGGCGGGAGUCCAAACAUCCAAAACAGCGUGGGCCGAGCAUUGCACGCGCAGCCGGUACCGCUGUGGGAUGUCGACACUGGUGAGCUCACCCGGUUCACCACCUCCUUCACUUUCCGAAUCAAGGUAAAUGGUCCUGUCAGUGGCGAUGGCUUGGCUUUCUUCCUCGGGCAUUAUCCUCCGACAAGCAUUCCUGAUCCCCUCGACAACGGCAAGAACCUUGGACUCUUUAACCGAAACGUCAGCACGGUCGCGACUGGCGAUGAACGAGCGGUGGCGGUUGAGUUUGACACUUUCUUGAACCCCGGCAUCGACACCAGCGGCAGCCACAUGGGCAUCGACGUUAACUCCAUCAUCUCGCGGGCGUACACCAACGUGACAGUGCAUGGCAAGAACUUAACAGCCGGCCUGCCUAUGACUUGCCAUAUCAGCUACGGAAACGACACAAAAAUACUAGCCGCCGUUCUCCAGAUCGGCGACGUCACCUACCAUGUGAAUACAAGUGUUGACCUGCGUCAGCUCUUGCCCAAUGUUGUGUCCAUCGGCUUCUCGGGUGCUACUGGCGUGGCGGUCGAGCUACACCAAAUAAUGUCCUGGUCAUUCAACUCUACCUUGGAUCCGUCGCCUGCACGGAAGAUUUUGUGGAAACAAAUAGCAGUGGUAACUGGGCCAAUUAUUGGAGUUAUUGCAAUCGUGUGCUCCUUUGUUGGAGUCCGUCGAUGGCAGCUGUGCACAAGAAAGAAGCCAUACAAAGCUCUCGCGAAUGGCCGUAAACAUAUUGGGUAUCAUAAGCUGGCACGUGCGACCAAAAAAUUCGCAGAAGAAAACAAGCUUGGUCAAGGAGGUUCUGCCUUUGUUUAUCGGGGCCUUUUGAAAGGUAGCCAGGUGGCUAUAAAGAGAUUCAAGCUGGUUCCAUCGGGCGAGGGGAGGAAGGCGUUCGAGGAUGAACUCAUGAUCGCUAGUCGCCUACGGCAUAAGAAUCUUGUCAAGUUGAUAGGCUGGUGCUACGAUGGCCAGAGGAACCUGGUUGAGUUCAUCUGCUGGUGGUGGGACGAAAGGUACACACGUCUCUUCCUUGUGUAUGAGCUUUUGCAAGAAGGUAGCCUUGAUCGACACCUACACGGGGGCAACAGUUUGUUACCGUGGUCCAAGAGGCACGAGAUUAUCCUCAACCUAGGUUCUGCACUACAAUACCUCCAUGUAGAUUGCGAGCAAGAUCAACAGUGUAUCGUACAUGGUGAUAUCAAAUCGAGUAACAUAUUACUUGGCUCUUCGUUUGUUGCCAAGUUAGGUGACUUCGGAUUGGCAAGAUUCGUUCACCACGAAACCGGGUCACAGACCACAAAUGUUGUACAGGGCACUUUUGGAUACAUAGAUCCUGUGUUCAUUGACACGAGCAAACGGAAUAGGGAGUCAGACAUCUACAGUUUCGGCAUCGUCCUACUAGAGAUGGUCUCUGGAAGGAACCCAACAGAUCAGGAUAUGCCUCCAUUGUCCACAUGGGUAUGGAGUAAGUACAACGGGAAUGUGAUCCUGGAGGCCGUAGACGAAAGGCUGAUGAACGGCCAGUCUACUAAUGGCCUUCAGCAGAUGAAGCAUGCACUACUCAUCGGACUCUUGUGCGCGCACCAGGACCCGAGCAACCGACCGUCCAUCACCGACGCCAUGAAUGCCCUUGGAUCGGAUUCCGAGGAGCUGACACUGGACAUCACUCCCCUAGAGGCGGUGACACACUAA
This is a messenger RNA of Triticum aestivum (bread wheat), 1944 nucleotides long. Its product is annotated as L-type lectin-domain containing receptor kinase IX.1-like. The record is from RefSeq and is a predicted model, not a curated record. The transcript has 2 exons. Gene Ontology annotation, molecular function: protein kinase activity; carbohydrate binding; ATP binding. Gene Ontology annotation, biological process: protein phosphorylation. Bases 1 to 1944 code for a protein of 647 amino acids. NCBI's taxonomy places the organism in Eukaryota, Viridiplantae, Streptophyta, Magnoliopsida, Poales, Poaceae.